Phytomonas sp. EM1 is the source of this 1176-nucleotide messenger RNA. Lineage: Eukaryota; Euglenozoa; Kinetoplastea; Trypanosomatida; Trypanosomatidae. The record is from the annotation of a GenBank genome assembly.
GAUAAUUGCAUAUAUGAUACAUAUGGAGAGAAACUUACCUAUUUACUCUGCGGUAGCAGAUGAGCGAGAGGCGAACACAUUUUAUUUUUCUUUGGGAGAGCUCAUUGCAGGUGCCGUCGCUGGAUUCGCGGAACACGUCAUUAUGUUUCCAUUCGACACCGUAAAAACGCGUGUACAGUCGGGCACUACAAAGGGAAUUAGAGAUACUUUUCAUCGUAUGUGGAAGGGCGAGAAGAUACGGCAUAUGUACCGCGGCUGCAUGCCGAUUCUUUGUUCGGCGUUGCCGGCGCAUGCUGCAUACUUUGGCGCGUACGAGGCCUUCAGGCGCAUUACGGGGGAUUCAAACGUGGGGAUUGCAGCAUCCGCGAGCAUAGCUACCAUCGCCCACGAUGCUGUCUCGACGCCUUUUGACGUGGUUAAGCAGCGCAUGCAGAUGGACAGGUCGUGUGUGUAUAAGACGUCUUUUAGAUGUGGGAAAUAUAUUCUACAGCGUGAGGGGUUGCAUGCGAUGUACGUGUCCUUACCAACAACUGUUCUGAUGAACGUUCCUCACAGCGCGACUUAUUGGUUGGUAUACGAGGCCUUCUUUUCGAUUUUUCACAACGAUUCCGUAAGAUCGGAUGAGGACAACAUUACACUUGAUUAUUUGGCCGCUGGGUUUCUAGCAGGAGCUGGAGCUGCUGUAGUCUCCUUCCCAAUGGACACGAUCAAAACCCACCUCCAGCUUGGGAGGGGCAGUGGCUUUUUCCCAGUUUUAAAAGAUCUCCUUGCCACGCGAGGAGUACGCGGCGUGUUUGCCGGUGUUUUACCUAGAAUACUCUAUACUGCACCUUCUGGCGCAUUAAUGAUGGUUGCAUAUCAAACUACAAAGGGGUUUCUUAAUCCUAAAUGAAAUGUGGUGUAUCGCGAAUCUUUUUUUUCUUAGAUAAAGAAAAGGAAACAUGAUUUAUUUUUUUGUUUCAAAAGGCAACCAUAAUAGGCGCAUCGGAUUUGCAAGCAUGGAAACAUCCUAUAUAUUUUAAAAACAACAACUAGCACAACAGUAUUAACUUUCUUAUAUUUAUUGGACAAAUACUGAAGAUGUUGUAGUUGCAAUUUUUCAACUUAAAAAGAGGCUUGAGCGUUUUUUUCCGCGCUUUUAAGCGAAAGCGAGUUUAGUUGCUUCAGUUUUGGUGA